AUGCGGUAUAUGCGUCGAAGCAACAACAAUAAAUGGCGUCCGGCAGAUGGCGGCAGUUCAGGAAGGUGGUGCAGCGACGACGGGUAUUCGAACAAGACCAGCUGGAGACCAGUAACCUGAAGAGAUGUUUGACCGGUUGGGAUCUAACAGCACUGGGUUUGGGCAGCACCCUCGGAGUCGGUGUGUACGUGUUGGUGGGUUCAGUGGCUCUGCAUUUGGCUGGACCAUCCAUCGUCCUCUCCUUCUUGGUGGCAGCUGUCGCAUCUCUGUUUGCAGGGUUAUGUUAUGCGGAGUUCGGUGCCAGAGUGCCAAGGGCUGGUUCAGCAUAUAUCUACACGUACGUGACUGUCGGCGAGUUGUUGGCCUUUCUAGUUGGUUGGAACAACAUCCUCGAGUCUGCCUUCGGAACAGCGAGCGUGGCUCGAGGGUUGAGUAUGUACGUGGACACAAUGACGAACAAGACCAUGUCAGAUUGGUUCACGGCCGCACUACCAGUCGGAACAAAUCAGCUGUCUCCGUACUUCGAUCUCUUCGCGUUCCUGAUCGUUAUUCUUUUAGGAGUACUUUUGGCGUUCGGAGUACGCGAGUCGUCAAUGGUGAACAACGCAUUAGCUUUAGUCAACACUCUUGUUAUCAUUUUUAUUGUCUUCGCCGGAGCGUUUAAAGCGAACAGUGAUAAUUGGAAGAUUCCAGCCGAUGAGGUUCCCGAGGGCUUCGGAUCUGGAGGUUUUUUUCCGUAUGGUGUAGUGGGUAUGCUCAGAGGCGCGGCCAUAUGCUUCUAUGGAUUUGUUGGCUUUGACAGUAUCAGUGCGUCUGGUGAGGAGGUGAAAGAGCCACGACGCACCAUCCCAUUCGCAAUAUUGACAGUCCUGACAAUAGUAUUUAUCGCAUAUUGCAGUGUUGCCAUUGUAGUUACUAUGAUGGUUCCGUAUUUUCUUCAGGAUACAGCAGCGGCAGUAGCAACAGCAUUCACAUUUGUGGGUUGGGACUGGGCCAGAUGGGUGGUUACAGUUGGUGCUAUAUUCGGAAUCUCUGCCAGCUUGUUCGGUGCUAUGUUUCCACUCCCACGUCUCCUUUACGCGAUGUCAUCGGAUGGGUUGCUGUUCCAUUGGCUAUCACACGUAUCAGCAUCCAGACAGACACCAGUUAUCGCUACCGUGCUACCAGCUGUCAUUAUAGCGCUUCUGGCGGGGCUUUUGGAGCUGGAGCAGCUGGUGAUGAUGAUGUGUAUCGGCACGCUAUUCGCUUACACUAUAGUUGCUGUUUGCAUCAUUGUACUUAGGUAUAGAUCGAGUGAGGUCGCAGAAUCAGCAUCAAGUUCCAUCAAGCAGAUAAUGGGUUGCUCGGAGAGGACGCCUUCGAAGACCACUUUCAAUAUUGUGAUAAUUAUGUUAAUUAUCUACCUGUGCGCGUGCGUGUCGUCGGCGCUGGUGUGGCGGCUGGCGCGCGCGCGGGCGGUGCCGCUGGCCGCGCUCAACGCGCUGGCCGCCAUACUGCUGCUGCUCAUGGCGCUGCAGCCCACACAACGAGAGCACCUCACGUUCAAGACUCCAUUCGUCCCGGUCAUUCCUUGUCUGAGUAUUUACUUUAAUAUUCACCUGAUGACAUUCAUCAACGUUCAAACUUGGAUAAGAGUUCUUAUUUGGAUUUUAAUCGGUAUACCGAUUUACAUAAUUUGCGUUUGCUGCUAUAAACGACAAAAGAAUACUAACUUGGAACAAAAUAUCAAAUCAUUUUCGAACGCAACGAAAAAUGGCAAACCAGCAAUACAAAUUAUUGUAGAGUCUCCUACACCUCCAGAUACUAUGAAUAGAAGUAGUGAUAUUGGAGGAGAGAACACUGAUAAUAGGGAAGUUGGGAAAACUGAAAUAAAUAUAGAAAUGAAAGAAAAAGCAGUUACUAAUGAUAUUGUUCCUUAUGAAACUGAAGAAGUAGUUGUGCAGCAUGCAGCAGUGAUAGAAAAUAACGAAGAAAAAGAAGCAAAAAUAAUAGAUUUGUUAGACAAAGUUCUACAAGAUGAAGAAGAUAGUUAUAGUGAAAUAAUCAGUUGGAAAGAUCCUAAAGAAGAUGAUUACGUUUCUACAAAGAAUGAGGUUGGAAUUCACAGAAAAUCAUUAAGUGAAUUAUCAGAUACUGAAUCGGAUGCAUCCUUAGGUAAUAACAUAUUAUCUAAAUAUGAUGUAAUAGCGCAAGUGCACAGAGAAGAUUUACCUAUAGUAACAGAGGAGAGAUUAGAUAUGGGAGAAGGCAAUGUGCUUGUCAAUAACGAUGAAAUUGAAGAACAAGAAAUAGUGACUGAAAUUGAUAAUAGUGAAACUAAUUCAGGAACGGGUGAAUCUGGGUAUUCAGAUACUAUUGACAAAACUGCACUUAACGAUUCCAUUGAAGAUGUUCCAAAUAUUCCACCACCUCCACCGAUGGAUGAAAACUAUUUUGCAAGUCCUUAUUUUAAGAAAUCAUAUACAGUUCCUAAACGACCGUCUAAAGUGAAGGUAGAAUAUCAAGAAGAGGAGAGUAAACCCAGGGAAAGCAUUAAGUCGAAUAGUUCUCUAGGCGAAGAUAAUUUAGUGUUUGGCAGCGACAGGCAAAUAAAUUUCUUAUCAAAAUUAAAUGAUAUUUUUCAGAAUAAAAUGAUAGCAGAUGAUGGCGAUGAACUGAGAAAAAGAUCACAUUCAACGGGUAAUGUAGUUGAAAAUACUCCGUUUUCACCUCGUGAAAUACCACCUAUGUUUUCAGAUUUAAAGAGAGAGAUAAUUUCAAGGGAAGCGACACAGAAUUUGCGUCCUAUAAACAAAGAUGAUAAAGUUAAUACAGAAGUGAAAGAAGAAGAAGACGAAGAGGACCAAGAUAUAAGUUUGAGUAAAGAAGAUUUAAAAUCUAAAUUAGAGAACAUUUUUGCAAUGGGCGGACCGCAGCUUUUAAAACCAAGAUUAAUGAAAUCGAAUCCGCCAACACCAGAAGAAUCGUAUCAAACAGAUAAUAAUUCCAGUACAGAAAGUAUACCUAAACUGCCCAAGUUGGACAAAAACGAUACACUUAAGAGACAGAAAGCAAAAUUUAGUGAAGUGUUGAGCUCUUUUCGAUUAAGUUUAAAUAAAGAUGAUGAUGUGUGA
Messenger RNA from Diatraea saccharalis (sugarcane borer), 3113 nucleotides. NCBI's taxonomy places the organism in Eukaryota, Metazoa, Arthropoda, Insecta, Lepidoptera, Crambidae. The record is from the annotation of a GenBank genome assembly.